AUAGCACUUUGUAUCUUCUCUGAAGUCAUGAGCCACCUGCCCUGGAAGGAAUGAGGUGGAAGAAUGUAAAUUGCUAUUGCCAUGCAAAGAGAAGAACGGCUUCAGAUCUUUAAUGUUAUUGUACUUAUUUUUGUCUCUUCACCUUCUCUAUCCUAUAAAUACCACACCUUCUACUCGCCGCUUCACCACAACUAGCUAGCUAUCUCUCUGAUCAUCACUAUGGCUAAGCCUAUAGCUCUCGCCUUUUCUCUCUGUUUGCUUGUCCUCUUCCAGAGCUGCUUAGCAGCUCACCAACAAUUUCAGUCGAGCCAGCGAAAUGAAUGCCAAUUAGAUCAGCUCCAAGCCCGUGAACCUGAUAACCGCAUUGAGACUGAAGCGGGUAGGAUCGAAUCCUGGGACUACAACCAGGACGAUUUCCAAUGUGCUGGUGUUGCCGUUCAACGAAUUACCAUAGAAAGAAAUGGCCUUCACUUGCCUUCUUACUCCCAUGCUCCACAACUCACUUACAUAGUGCAAGGCAAUGGUUUUCUAUCAACUGUUUUCCCUGGCUGUCCUGAAACUUUUGAAGAAUCUGAGCAAUCUGAUGAAGAACAAGGUCAACAACAGUGGCAAGGCCAGCAAGGGCGCCAUGGACAGCAAGGCCGCGGGCAACAAGAACAGGAAGAGUAUGAACAACAAGGCCGUGGUCAACGAGGGCAACAAGGCCCUGGACAGCAAAGUCGUCAUAGACAACAAGGGCGGCACAGCCAACAGGGACAAGAGAGUUUCGAGCAGCUAGACAGACACCAGAAGGUUCAACGCAUCAGAGAAGGUGAUGUGAUUGCUAUUCCUGCUGGAGUCACCUACUGGUCCUACAACGACGGUGACCAACCUCUUGUUGCUGUCAAUCUUCUUGAUAUCGGCAACCAACAAAACCAGCUUGACCGUAACCCCAGGAGAUUCUAUCUGGCUGGUAAUCCACAAGAUGAGUUUAACCAACACGGGCAAAGCCAGAGUCGUCGGGGCCAGCAAGGACAAAGUCAAUGGGACCAGGACCAGCAACAGCAACGAGAGAGGAGCAGGCACCAGCAACAGCAAGGAGGAAGGAGCAGGCACCAGCAACAAGAAGGAAACAACAAGAACAUCUUCGCCGGCUUCAACACACAGCUCCUCGCUGACGCUCUGAACAUUGAUCAACAGACUGCCCAGCAGCUUCAGGGACAGAACGACAACAGACCCCAAAUCGUGAGAGUUAAAGGACGUCUCGACUUUGUUCAGCCAGCAGAGUCAGAACAGGAGGAAAGACAACAACAGGGAAUUCAGAGACAACAGGGACAAGGACGGAAUGGUUUUGAGGAGACAUUCUGCAACUUCAGGAUCAAAGAGAAUAUCGGCAGGCCUUCACGCGCUGACGUCUUCAGUCCCCAAGCCGGUCGCAUCAGCACCCUCAACAGCUUUAAGUUGCCUAUUCUCAGGCACCUUGACCUCAGCGCUGAGAGAGGCUUCUUCUAUAACAAUGCUAUCUACAGUCCUCACUGGAACUUGAACGCCCAUGAAGUCUACUACGUCAUUAGAGGUAGUGCUAGGGUUCAGGUUGUGAACAACAACGGCCAGGCCAUCUUGGACAACGAGGUCCGCCAGGGCCAGCUCUUCAUUGUGCCACAGAACCAUGCAGUGUUGCAUAAGGCUAGCAACAAUGGAUUCGAAUACAUUGCUUUCAAGACCCAAGACAAUGCUAAGAUUAACACUCUUGCUGGCCGGACCUCAGUCUUGCGGGCACUCCCUGACGUGGUCCUCGCUAACGCAUACCAGAUUGAUCGACAACAGGCAAGGACUCUCAAGUACAACAGGCAGGAGACUGUUGCUUUGAGCUCAUCAAGGUCUCCUCGAUCCCACAGGAACUGGUUGGAUAUUGCUGAGAUGUUUGUCUGAGUAUGAAUAUGUAUGUAAUGCGCACGUAGUGUUUUUUGUGCGGUGAAUAAGCUAGUGAAUAUGGUACCAGCGAGCUAAAGGGUAGAGUGAAUAAAAAUGGCCUUUAUAUGGCAUCUUCGGAAGAUAUGAGAUCUUAUGUACAAACUAGUAAAUAACGAGCUACUACGUUCUUGUAGUCAUAUUCUCGUUAAAUGAAUUUUCUUUUUGCCUCAACU
This is a messenger RNA of Fragaria vesca subsp. vesca, 2126 nucleotides long. RefSeq names its product 12S seed storage protein CRU1-like. The record is from RefSeq and is a predicted model, not a curated record. Gene Ontology annotation, molecular function: nutrient reservoir activity. Bases 220 to 1911 code for a protein of 563 amino acids. Lineage: Eukaryota; Viridiplantae; Streptophyta; Magnoliopsida; Rosales; Rosaceae. The transcript has 4 exons.